Penicillium brevicompactum is the source of this 1308-nucleotide messenger RNA. RefSeq names its product NUDIX hydrolase. NCBI's taxonomy places the organism in Eukaryota, Fungi, Ascomycota, Eurotiomycetes, Eurotiales, Aspergillaceae. The record is from RefSeq and is a predicted model, not a curated record. The coding region runs from base 1 to 1308 and encodes 435 amino acids. The transcript is spliced from 2 exons. Gene Ontology annotation, molecular function: coenzyme A diphosphatase activity.
AUGACCUCAGACACCGGACUGCCCCAGCAUUUGCAUGGGGUUCUAGCUGAACUAAAUCGCCGUCCCUAUCCCCAUGUCCCCAACCCGCCAACCUGCAAGAAACGUGCCUCGGUUGCUUUAAUCAUUCGGGUCCGGCCGACCUAUGACCAUUGGCCCAGCUCUAUACAGCCCAUUGAUACUGCACAGUCAGUCCAGGAACGUCUCCAUGGAUUCUUCUCUCAGCCAUGGGUUCAGCACGGCGAACCAGAAGUUCUGUUUAUAAAGCGUGCCUCGCGGGUGGGAGACCGAUGGACCGGUCAUGUUGCACUCCCCGGUGGGAAGCGUGACCCGGAAGACGCAGAUGAUCAAGCGGCCGCGAUCAGAGAGGCCUCGGAGGAGAUUGGUUUAGAUUUGACAACGGAGGAGUGCAUCAGCGUGGGCAAUCUCCCCGAGCGAGUGGUCACCACCAGCUGGGGAUCCGAGCCUCUGAUGGUUCUGUGUCCUUUUGUGUUCCUCAUCACUCGCAGCGACUCCCCAACCCUUCGACUGCAACCCACGGAGGUAGCCUCAACGCAUUGGAUUCCUCUGCGCGCUCUCCUAUCGCCGUCUCAACGGACUGUUGAAUAUGUGGACAUGUCGCAGCGAUUUGCGCGACAAGGUGGGUUCUUAACUCGUCUUGCGGUUCGAUCUUUGAUGGGCUGGAUGCAGUUCUCGGCCGUGCGACUGCUCCCCUCCGAGACCCAGCAAUGCACCACCACCGCGGGAUUUCUUCCCGAUGAUAACAAGCCCAAGCCUUCGGUAGCCCAGCGAUUCAAAGGGUGGUGUUUGAGCAACCAAGCGGAGUCCACUGACACUGGUCGUCCGCUGCUUCUUUGGGGCCUUACCCUCGGCAUCCUAGCUGAUUUCCUGGACAUGCUGCCUCCCCACGAUGCUGUCAAGCUGUGGCAUUAUCCGACCUUCACGGUCCCCGACCUGCGUCUCAUAGUAAGCGUUGUAACCUAUCAUUUGCGAAAGCGCAAUGCGCGCAACGUGAAAGCGGGUGCUCGUCCUAGUGACACGGCCUCUGAUGGCGAAACGGCUGCCGCUCCGGUCACAGAGGGAGCGGGUGACCAUGAUCAUAAUGAAGUGGGUAUUGGUGGCCUUGGAGUCGGACGAUAUUAUGGGGCGUCCGAUCAGGCCACCGAUGGGCAAUCCUAUGCGGUGGGGAUCAUGCUCCGGGGAUAUUAUGCCCGAUUACGCACUGCCAUCUGGGUAUACCUCGCCUGGCGUGUAGCCAUUGGCUCGGUUGCCGGUAUCUCUGCCUGGCGUUUGCUUCGACGAUUACGUUAA